AUGUUUGUGUGGGGUUAUAUUAGGAAGUACAUUGGCAUGGGACUACCGGAUCUGACGGAGGUGCGCGCGGAGCGGGACGUGCUGCAGGCGCGCAUGUCGGAGCAGGCGCUGAAGAUCUCGUCGCUGUCGGCGCGGCUCCAGCAGCAGCGGAACGACGCGGAGGCGCUCGCGCACCACGCCGCCAGCCAGCUCUCAGUACAGCUGCACGACGCGCUCGCAGAGGUACAAAGAUUAAAAGAUGAGCUGGAUACAAAAGAGAAACAGAUGAUGCGGCUGAAACAAACACUGGACGAGAGGGACAAACUUAACGAACAACACCAGACCUUGUAUGGAAACUCAUGUAAUCCUAAAGAUAAAGUCAUCAUAUUGGAACGCGAGCUCUCUACAGCGCAAAGUCGUAUCGCUCAAUUAGAGUCGCUCGCAAGAAGUUUAGAAUCUGAUAAGGAACAGUUGCAAGUUAACGUUAGGGAUCACCAGAGGGCGUUGGCCGAGAAAGAAGAUCAGCUGCAAGAACUGUUGGCGUUAAAACUAGAGGAUGAUAACAACGAGGGUACCAACGAAAAAAGCGAUAUGGUAGAAGGAAAGGCUUCAGCUAGAACACUAAGCGACAUAGUCUCAAUAUCCGAAUUUGAUGAGCAGGAUUUGCAAAUGAGGAGAGCGGAGUUAAAGGCUCAGAACUUGAGUUUAACCGGCGCACCGUACGCAUCUGACAUUCGAGACAAGAGUCAAUUGAAUAGGACAUUGCCCCCGGAUUUGCAGCGAGCGAAUAUGAGCUCCCUCAAUAUCGAGUUCGUCGACCAUUUUGACGUGCAAGCUAAUACUCCACGCGCUGAUUCAUUGCCCACACAUCUUACUUCCACCCAGAAUAAAGAUAUACUUAAACAGUUUAAAAGAAAUGUCAAUGAAACUACAAUGUUUGGUACUAUUGCAUUUGGGGACAGUGUUAAACAUUCCACCGCUCAAAAUAUACCAGAUAAUUGUUCAAUGUAUCCUAAUAUGGAAGUUAAUGAGACAAAAGAUGUAAGCGUUGAACCUAAAAAGAUCAACUUCUCUAUUGAACCAUCGAAUGAUAAUAAAACGCACGAGGAAGAAGAAUUUACAUCUUUGCGAGAAUUAGGAAUAAAUCUGGAUAUCAGACAGGAAAAUUUCCCUGAUAUACUGACACAACUGAAGCAUGAGAUUAAAAAAUCAAGAACUGAAUUAGACAAUUGUAAGUCAGAAUUAAAGAACGCUGAAGAACAAUUGUGUGAAUUUCCGGCUCUUAAGGAAGAAGUGGAGGAACUUAAGGGACUUUUAGAAAAUACUAUGGCUACAAUGAAUACAGACAAGAAAUUCUACGAGAAUCAACUAGAUAAUUUCUCAUCUAAUAAGAAACUUUUAGAACAAAGAUUAACGGAACUAACACAGGAGGUUAAUGAAAAAUCGAAAGACUUACAUUUGCUCAAAGAAGAUAUUUUAAGAAGAGAAAACAUGAUACUAGAAUUAGCUAAAGAAAAGCGUAACCUAACUAAUAAAUUGGCUGAGUUGGAAGUCAAAAUUGAUGAGCUUCAGAGUAGAAAUAAAUGCUUAGAAAAGUGUGAAUCUGAGAAUCAUCAACUUAAGGAGAAUAUAAAGGAAUUACAAAAACUUGAACAAUUGGUCUCUGAAAAGAACCAUCAAAUAGAUAGUUUAAAUCAACACCUAGACAGAUUUGACAAUUUGGAAAGGUGUCUUAAUGAUAAAUCUGAAGAAUUAGAUAAUUUGAAAGAGACAUUAGAAGAGAAAUCUGCCGAACUUUAUCAAUUACAAGAUUCUGUAGAAGCUGUGAAAGGCGAUUUGAAUAAAGCCAAUGAAGAGAAUCAACAACUCAAUAUUAAUAAUAAGGAAUUGAUACUAAAGUUAACAAAAAUAGAAAAAGAGCAAGAAAAUGCUUCUCUGAAACUUCAGAACAGCGAAACUGAGUUGGAAAGAAUGAAUUCAAUAAACAACGAAUUAUCGUCGAAAAUUGACGAGCUUAAGGUGCUCACUGAUAAGCUUAAAGAUAAAGAAACUGAGAUAGAAAUACUCCAUGAAGAUAUCAACUCUUUUCAUGAAGAGAUUGCGUGUUUGAGGGAGCAAUUAAAAAUGGUAUCGAGAAGUCCAUCGCCGAAGAGCAAGAACGGCGAGGAGAAAAGAUCGCCCAAGACUCAGGCGAGUAGUGACAAGAAGCAACUGGUUAAGAUUAGGAAACAGAUAACACUACUGCAACAUGAGCUUGACUUUAACAAGAAGGAGCUUAAUGAUAAAGCAUUCGAAUUAGCAAAAGCCAAGCUGGAUGUAACGGAACUGAAGAAUAAUCUGAGUCAAGCGAACAAACAGACAGCGGAUAAGGAUUUGUCCAAUAUGGAAUUACGGCAACAGACGGAAAGUUUACAGCAACAGAUACAACACUUGACGGUGGAGAGACAGCACUUGAGCGAACAGUUGGAGAUUGUCGUGGCAAGAUUGAGAGAAGAGUCAAAUGUAUCGGAACUGAAGACGAAGUUGCAGAAGAAGGUGGAACGUUGUCAAGAGCUGGAAAACGAGGUUCAAGAGCUGAAGGAACUCCUAGAUAGGCAAAGACCGUGCCAAGAUCUGGUGGUGUCGCAGCACUCGGGCGGCGGCAGUCGCUCGCCCACCGCCGAGCUGGAGCGCGCGCUGCGCGACCAGCUCCACUACUCCCACGCCCUCGACGAGGACAUCAUGGAACAGAUAUUAUCCGCAAGUAGCGAUGAACGCGAAGAAAUACCGCGACUGGCUUUGAAUACGUCGAAGUCAUCCAGCUCGAUCCAAUCGUCAUCUUCAGAGCGCAUGUCGCGGCUGAGAUCGGAGAACGAGCGUCUCCAGCUGCAGCUGAACAGCCUCGAAGCGCGCCUGCGGGAUAAGGAUGCGCUCAUCACAGAACUCAACCGCGUCCGCGACCGGCUCGUGCAGGACUGGCAGACGAGUAAGCUACGCUGCGAGGCCGAGAGAGACAACGCCGCGCGCCUCCACCUACUACUCGACACGCACAAGCAAACCGCGGACUCACUACAGAAUCAGGAUUCGAACAUGAUACAAAUAUUGAAGAAGCGUUUAGAGAGCGCGAUGCAGUCGGAGUUAGAACUGCAGCAGCGCGAACAGCAGCAAAGAGCUCGAGUGACGCAGCUGGAACGCGAACUGCUGGCCACCGAGCGCGACGACGGCUCGCGGCGACAGCUGCACAAUGAGAUGGAGAACAACAAUCAAUUGAAGAGUGAGAUCGCGUUGCUGAAGGCGAAACUGGAGGCAGAAAGAACGCGUGCGGCAGACACGCAAGCACUCACCGAACGAGAGCGUGCGCACGCAGACAGCCAGCGAGAACACGCCGCGCGGGAACUAGCCGCGCUGCGGGCCCGCCUCGCAGAACACCAGCGAUUGAAGCACGAGUCGGGAGUGGAGCUGGUCCGCGCUAAGGAACUACUGCAGACCCAGAGCGCCACCAUCAGCGAACUGGAGCGACAGCUGGUCUCCGCCCGCCGCCCCUCCACGCAAGUCACGCAUGCGCUGACAGAAAUCGAAACCCAAAAAACGGAGCUGGCGCGCGAGAUCUCGACUCUAAAGAAAUGUCUGCAAGACACCAACAGCCCGGAGAUUGCAGAGCUGCGCGCUGAACGAAAGCAGCUGCAGGACCAGCUCAAAGCGCUGCACCGGGAACUGAACCAGCGCCCGCCCACCGACGACAGGGACCAAGCGAUACGGUACCUCCACGGCCGGUGCCUCCGUUUGGAGAGCUGCCGGAAGGCGCUGGUGUGGCAGAAGAGGUACCUGCAGCGGGUGCUGUCCGGGUACGCGGAGCUGGAGAAUAAGCUGCGGCUACCGUCCUCGAGGACGGUGGAGAAAAGCCAUGGGAAGAAACGGUUCAAGUGUGUGGCGACUGCAAUAGUCAUAGUGAUCCGCAUGGAGUUCCUGGUGCGGCGCCGGCGUCAAGCGCGAGCGAUAGCCUCCGCCGCGCUGCUGCAGCGACCGCCCACCGCCACCACCUCCACCACAUUCACCACCUUCGCCACACCCGCCACUGCAGGUCCGUUCGCGUCAAAUUCUCCAGCGGCGUUCCAGCAGCGAGGGGCUGCCUCCGCCGCAGCCGGAGUAGGACCAGCAACGGGCUCGCGGAGACUUCUCAAGCACGAGCUGCGGCUCAACCUCCCACCCUCGCCCACAGUUGGCGAGUUCACACGACGGUCACCGUACAGCGCAAGCACGCCUCAUGAGGAGCCGUUCAUAUUGAGUUCGCCCCGCGGUGAAGUGGCGGCGGCGUACCUCAGCAAGCUGGAGCUGGUGAGUCGCUGCCUCACGCGCGCCGUGGACGCCUCCAGGGACCUGCCUUGAACUGCGCCGCGCUCCACCGGCGCUGUCGGUCUGCCUUACCUUGUUCAUCCACACGUAAUGCCAAUCUGCCUAUUCUCGGUCCAUCUCGCACGUUAUACCGCCACGCGUUGUCGAUUCUAUUAGCGGUAUGGUUCGUUUAGCGUUGUCAAUUUGACAUACGAUGUAGAUUUGACUGGUGUAGGUGGAGCUCGACGGGUUAAUUCGCAUUGGACAGUAAUACAUCGCGAGUUGACUUGCGUUGUUGGUUGACUCCGCCUUAGUAAUCCUGUAUUGGGUUGUUGGUCCGCUCCGCGCUGUUGGUCCACCUUUCGAGCACGCACUCGCGUUGUCGAUUGUGAUUGGCUACUCGACCCCGACGCCAUUUUGUUUUAACACGGGCGACAGGCCGCGUCGAAUGUUCAAUUUGAAGAAUAAAUGUCGUCAUUCAUAGACUUUAAUUUUUUUUUUAAUAAUAAUAUGAUCUCAAUAGAAUGCGUUAAUUGCCGCGUCGCGUUGAUUCAUAAAUCAGGUUUUAAUACAAAGAAAUUACAAUCUUAGCUCAAUUAUUAAUAGAAUACCUUUUACCUUGAUAUCGGUAAUGCAUAGCUUCCGUCUAUAAAAGUUAUAUACAUGCUAUUUGUAAUGUAUAAAAAAAUUAAUCAAUAUAUAAAAAUUUUCAAAUUGACACUUGGACGCGGCCGAUCUCCCUCGCAUUUCGAAGUAUAAAACCCAUGCAUUUGUUAUUGGCAGAUAGUAUAAGUAUUAGAUUAGUGCCAAACCUUAUUUUGAAUUACUUAAUUUAUUCAUUAGCGUAUUUACGUGUCGGAGCAUGAAAUUCCAUGACUUCUCUUGUAUUCUAUUGUUGACACUCCGCCUAUUUUUUAUUUCGUGUGGAUCAUGUGUUGAACGAGUUACCGCCAUAUUUUGUUUAAAAAUGAUGCUAUUACUUCAUUAUUGCUUUCUAAUUUAUAAUUUAUGUUAUUUCUAAAAUGUGACGACUCCGUAGCGAGUCAGUUUAACAAAAGAACCAAUAGAUGUCGCUGUUUCUGUUUUUAAGUUUUGUUACUUUCAAUUGGCUAGAUACGAGUUUAUCUUUCUAGAAAGUUAUCUACGUG
Messenger RNA from Achroia grisella, 5438 nucleotides. RefSeq names its product early endosome antigen 1-like. The record is from RefSeq and is a predicted model, not a curated record. The coding region runs from base 1 to 4344 and encodes 1447 amino acids. The transcript has 20 exons. NCBI's taxonomy places the organism in Eukaryota, Metazoa, Arthropoda, Insecta, Lepidoptera, Pyralidae.